Podarcis lilfordi (Lilford's wall lizard) is the source of this 27395-nucleotide messenger RNA. The record is from the annotation of a GenBank genome assembly. NCBI's taxonomy places the organism in Eukaryota, Metazoa, Chordata, Lepidosauria, Squamata, Lacertidae.
AUGUUUCAUCAUUUUUUCUCAAAUACCAGAAGAAAAUGUUUUGGCACACAAAUCAUUUUGAACAAUCUUGUGAAGAGUGAUGUUAAAUUUUAAGUCUCUUAAAAGCUUCAGUCUCAGGCACAUCAAAAUCUCACUCCGUUGCAAAUUUUGCCACCAAAUCCUUCAGGUCAAGUGAUGCUUGGGCAUGCUCAGUUGACACGGUUGCCAAGCCAACAGGUCUCUUUUGCAAACACUGUUGAGCGUAUGCAAUUUUUGUAAGUUUGAGCUCUGAGAAAUGGCGUUCAAAGCACAAAACAAAAGCAAAAUAUCGUUAGAAAUUCCCAAGGUAUAACAAAAAGUAAACUACAUAAAAUUGCACCCCUCCGAGGUCUGGGAGCCCCACGAGGCCUCCGCCUCUCGCAGCAUGAGAACGGGUUGCGCUCCAGUUCCCUCCCUGCAGCAUCAUCACAAGCAGCAGCAGCAGCAGCGGAAGUUUGCCUGGCUCACGCGGGACAGCUGGGCCCGCGGACCCCCCGCCCGCUCUCGCCGCACCUUCUUUCAAUCAACGGUCCAGAAAACCUAAGGCGGGCUUUGACGAGCGCGCAUCUUCGGGCGGGCAUUGGCUGGGGGUGCGGCCGGCCCAGUGACGUCGAGCGGAGGGGGCGGGGAUUGCGCGGGGGUGACACGUCGGACGGCGCCGGCGGCGGAUCUCCUGCGAGACAACCCAGGAGCGGCGCCUCCCCUGCCCACCGCCCCUCGCGCCUUCCGCCCUUCUGCUCCCUCGCGGGUCGGGAUGGGGCGGCUCUAGACCAAUAAGGCUCCGGAUCCCGAAAGUGUUCCAGAAUUGGGCCGGCCCGCCCCGCCCCCUCCGUUGCUUGGCAGCGGCGGCCCCUCCCCCUUCCCAGGACCCGAAGCCGGGACCCGGUUCGCUCCCCCCCCUUUGCUCCGGCGCCUCGUCGGAGCGGCCCUUCCUCACAGGAACCAGUUACCCUCAUGACCCCUGGGCCUGCCGGAGAGGCCCCCUGGUGACCUUCGUGGGCAAGAGCCCCCGGGCUCCUUGGCCUCAGGACUCCCCACAGCUUCCCCCCUUCCCCUCAGGAGGUUUAAAGGCACGCCCUUGAGCCCCUUCCCCUGUUUGGCCACCGAGGCGCCCCUCCCGGUGACCCCUUCAACUCGAGACAGCCUCCCCUUGCCACGCUGCCCUGCUUGUGCCCAGGUGCCCCAGCCUCUCCCCAGCGCACUGGUGCCAUGCGCUUCUCCCUGGUGCUGUCCCUCCUGCGCCCUGUGGGGCCUGUGGUGGUCGGGGUGUCCCUGGGCUUCACCCUCAGCCUGCUCAGCGUCACCUGGGUGGAGGAGCCCUGCGGCCCCAGCCAGGGCAGCCUGCGAGAUGGGGGCAUGGAGCAGCAGCAGCACCAAGGCGGGCAGGGCAACGCUGCCCGCAAGCCCAACUCCGUCCCUGCGGGGAUGGGCACAGAGCCUGAGCAGAGCUGGGAGCCCCGCGUCCUGCCCUACAAGCCUCCCAACCCGGGCAAGGCUGCCAAGAAAACUAUCAGGUAAUGGGCUUGGGGGAGCAAAGGGUGAGUAUCGAAAAGGGAACAGAAAAAUGGGCUUUGGCCCAAAUGCAAUCUCAAGGUAAUCUGGCCACUGUUCGGGUUCCCGUGGACUUUAGAGGCUCACAGGUAGGUGUAAUUUGCGGUCUCUUUGUUAUACUGCAGGGGUCGUGUGAUGGGAAUAUGCCACAUUAUGUGACCUAUUAGUGGUUCCAUGUAGCUGCUGGCCUGUGGACAUAAAUACUUGUAUGUAAGCAAUCUUUUAAUAAUGCUGAAUGAAACCAGUAUAACAUUCGAUCAAUAUAAUGUUCGCCCUCACAGCAGCCCUGUGGAGGUAGGUGACUGGGGACUUGUGACUGGCCCGAGGCCACACAGUUAAACCCUGAUAUAGGUGGGACUUUAAUCCAUGCCUCCCAUGUGCAACACCUAACUGCGUAUCCAGAUGUGGUAAGCGCAUCCAUAGUGGGCCUAUGUUCAGAACAAAUGUGCAUAUUCAUGGGCUGUUUCCUGUGAUGGUUCCAGUCAGAAAUUGGUUAAGGGUCUUCAGGGCUCUGUGGGCUGGGGGAGAGCUUUGUUGUCGGCAUCCACCUAUCUCAAGUGACAUAGAGGUGUGCCUCCACGGGUGAAGUUGAACCACUGUGUUGGCAUCACUGAAGUGACCUCCCAGGGGCACAAGCCUGGGCAGUAAGUAUGGGAGGUCCUGGGCUGCCCAGACAAGAAGACCCCCCUCUCGGCCUCACUGAUGUGGUCCAAAGGAAGCAGAGCAAUAUGUUUGACACCAACCUGGCUGCAGGAGUUGCUGGAAGGAGGCAUACAAGAUGCCAAGUAACCUAAGGGUUUACUCCUUUGCCUUUUCUUCUCCCGAAGAUAUUCUGCAAGGCUUAAAACUUGCUUUUUGAGAAGACUCAGCCUUGGAUGAAAAAGCUAUGGAGGGCCAUGGUACAAUAGAGCCAAUCCCUGGUUCUCUGAGCCCUCUUCUUUCUGCCUCAUUCAGACUGCUGCCCUCCUUUUUUAUGACAUCCCACAGGAAAGCUUGGGGCUGUGUUCUUCCUAUUCAGGAAGUCUUUCGGUACAAAUAGUUUCCUUUGAAAGGAAAUGGGCUUGAGCAGUGCUUUUCUCAGGGGGUAUGCAAGGGUACACAGUAACCACCUCUUUUUGUUGUUGUUAAAAAGUGUGGCACUUACUGUAACAACUUCAUGGUGAGUACCAGCACCUACUGUAUUUUUCUAGAAAAAAAGCACUGGGCUUGAGUAAAGAAAAGCAAUGAUGGCUAUUGCUGUUCCAGAGGUAGCUGAAUGAGGGCUUGUUUGAUAACAGUGUAUAUCUUGGGCUUCUGCAGAACCUUUUAUUUUUAAUUUUUAUAGCACUUUUUUUUUUUAAUAAUUUUUUAUUAAAGUUUAAAACAAACAAAAAAGAAAAACAACACACACAAAAAACAAUACAAAACUUAACAAUAAAAACACAAAACAUAACAAUUAAAAACAAACUCUCUUUUCCAUUUCCAAUUUUAAAUUACUUAUUUUCUGGACUUCCUCAUACCUCCCUCUUUUGUAUUCCAAUCCACAUUAUUUGUCCAGCAGUUUCUUUUCCACUUUUUUAAUCCCAAUCUUUAAUUUAAUAAAACGUUAAAAAAUAUAACUUCAACUUUUUUGAACCUAAUCCUUGAUCUUAAUGUCAUAUAGCUUUAAAUUUUUCCCUUUUAUUAUCAAAUUUCCAUUUCUUUAAACAUCUUUAAUCUUGAUCUUUAAUCUUAAUCUAUCCUUAACUUUAACCUGUACAGCUGGAAACCACUUGUUUUCAGUCCAACAUCACUCUAACAUUCCUUAAUUUUGCAGUGUUUCUGAAGAUAGUCCUUUAAUUUCUUCCAGUCUUCCUCCAUCGACUCUUCUCCCUGGUCACGGAUUCUACCAGUCAUUUCCGCCAAUUCCAUAUAGUCCAUAAGUUUCAUCUGCCAUUCCUCCAGCGUGGGAAGUUCUUGUGUCUUCCAAUACUUUGCGAUGAGUAUUCUUGCUGCUGUUCUUGCAUACAUAAAGAAAGUUCUAUCCUUUUUUAACACCAUUUGGCCUACUAUGCCCAGGAGAAAGGCCUCUGGUUUCUUAGGGAAGGUAUACUUAAAUACCUUUUUUAAUUCAUUAUAUAUCAUUUCCCAGAAAGCCUUAAUCUUUGGGCACGUCCACCAAAGGUGAAAAAAUGUACCUUCAGUUUCCUUACAUUUCCAACAUUUGUUAUCGGGCAAGUGAUAGAUUUUCGCGAGCUUGACUGGGGUUAUGUACCACCUGUAUAUCAUUUUCAUAAUAUUCUCUCUUAAGGCAUUACAUGCCGUAAAUUUCAUACCUGUGGUCCAUAACUGUUCCCAGUCAGCAAACAUAAUGUUAUGCCCAACGUCCUGUGCCCAUUUAAUCAUAGCCGAUUUUACCGUUUCAUCUUGAGUAUUCCAUUUCAGCAGCAAGUUAUACAUUCUUGACAAGUUCUUAGUAUUGGGUUCUAACAAUUCUGUUUCUAAUUUGGAUCUUUCCACCUGGAAGCCAAUUUUCCUGUCCAAUUUAAAUACCUCCAUUAUUUGAUAAUAAUGAAGCCAGUCUCGCACUUUGUUUUUUAGUUUUUCAAAACUCUGCAAUUUCAGUCUAUCUCCGUCUUGUUCCAAAAUUUCCCAAUAUUUCGGCCAUUUGACCUCCGUAUUGACCUUUUUCAAGGCUUUCGCUUCCAUUGGUGACAGCCACCUUGGGGUUUUAUUUUCUAGCAAAUCCUUAUAUCUUAUCCAAACAUUAAACAGCGCUUUCCUGACAAUGUGGUUUUUAAAUGCUUUAUGUGCUUUGACCUUAUCAUACCAUAAAUAUGCAUGCCAUCCAAAUACAUUAUUAAAACCUUCUAGAUCCAAAAUGUCAGUGUUUUCAAGAAGUAGCCAUUCUUUCAACCAGCAAAAGGCUGCUGAUUCAUAGUACAGUUUAAGGUCUGGCAGGGCAAAUCCACCUCUUUCCUUUGCAUCCGUUAAUAUUUUAAAUUUUAUUCUGGGUUUCUUGCCCUGCCAGACAAAUUUAGAAAUAUCUUUCUGCCACCUCUUGAAACAGUCCAUUUUGUCCACGAUCUGCAAAGUUUGAAACAAAAACAACAUUCUGGGCAAUACAUUCAUCUUUAUCGCAGCAAUUCGGCCUAGCAGUGAAAGCUUCAAAUUUGACCAAAUUUCUAAAUCUUUUUUCACUUCUGACCAACAUUUUUCAUAGUUAUCUUUAAAUAAAUUCCCAUUUUUUGCUGUCAUGUUAAUCCCCAAGUAUUUAACUUUCUUAACCACUGUUAAACCUGUCUCAUUCUGAAACCUCUCUCUUUCAAACGGUGUUAAAUUUUUCUCUAAAACCUUGGUUUUUGACUUGUUCAAUUUAAAUCCUGCCACUUGACCAAAUUCUUGAAUCAGUUCUAAAACCCUUUUUGUACUAGAUUCUGGCUCCUGUAACGUCAAUACUAAGUCAUCUGCAAAUGCUCUCAAUUUAUAGUGUUUAAUUCCGACCUGUAUACCUUUAACCAUCUGGUCCCUUCUAAUCAUAUUCAGCAGAACCUCCAGGACCGAAAUAAAAAGAAGUGGGGAAAUUGGGCAACCUUGUCGUGUCCCUUUUUCAAUUUUCAGUUCUUCCGUCACAACGUUAUUUACAAUUAGUUUAGCCUUUUGUUCUGAAUAAAUUGCACUUAUACCAUUCUCAAAACCUUGGCCUACCCCCAUACCCUGAAGAUUCUUCUUCAUAAAAUUCCAAGAAAUAUUGUCAAAGGCUUUCUCCGCGUCUACAAAUAUCAACACUGCUUUAGUGUUUAUAUUCACUUCUAGUUUUUCCAAAAUAUCAAUUAUAUUCCUCAAAUUAUCAGACAAAUGUCUUCCUGGGAGAAAGCCCGCUUGGUCUUUAUGAAUCUCUUCCAACAGCACUUUUAAAAUCUCUUCGCCAAAAUAUCUGCAAAAAUUUUGUAAUCCACAUUAAGUAAUGAUAUAGGGCGGUAGUUCUUAAGUUGUGUCUUUUCAAUCUCUGUUUUUGGUACAAGUGUAAUAUAUGCUUCUUUCCACGACUCUGGUGCCCUCUUCCCCUCCAUAAUUUCGUUGCAGACGAAAUUUUUAUAGCACUUUAGAUGUUCAAAAUAUUUCAUUUAUUUUAUCUUUCUGUAAUUCUUACUAUAAGCUUUUAAGCUAAGUCAGUAUUAUUACUGAUUUAGCAGGCGGGCAGAGAAUGAGAUAAAUUACCGUAUUUUUCGCUCUAUAACACGCACCCGACCAUAACACGCACGUAGUUUUUAGAGGAGGAAAAUCCGUAGGCAUGCCACCCGUAGGCAUUUCCUCCAUAACACACACAGACAUUUCCCCUUACUUUCUAGGAGGAAAAAAGUGAGUGUUAUGGUGCAAAAAAUACGGUAAGUACUUAAGGCUACCUAGUGCAGGGUAUUUCACAUAUUCUACCCCUAGGACAUACUUGCAGUGGCUGAAAAUUGCUGAGGCCCACCAGUCAAAAAAUAGUGGUGCAUUAUUAUUUUUAUUACAUUUAUAUACCACCUUUUCCUCCAAGGAGCUCAAUGGGGGCUGCAUUAUUAUUUUCCUCCCCAUUUUACUCUCACAACAACUCUGUGAGGUAGGUUAAGCUCACACACUGAGCUUCAUGGCUGAGUGGGGAUUCGAACUCUGGUCUCCUAGGUUCCAGACCAGCACCCUAACCAUUACACCACACUGGCUGUCCAAGUGUAGGGCCAGGGGCAGGCACAAAAUGGUGGCAAAUAGGCAGAAUUUGGCAUUAGUUGGCAAUUACUGACAUCAUAUCUAACUUAAAUUUGGAAAAUGCUGCAUUCCUUGCAGCAUUUUCUUUGUGAUAUGGAGUUUGGUUUUUCAGCUUUCCUCAAGUGAAGUACAGACAUUUGCUCUGGAGGUAUUUUGGCAGCCUCCCCAUUUAAGGCAGAUUUGGUUGAUCCAGAGACAAAGUGAAGAAAGCUUUUUCUUUUAUAUUUCCCCCCUUCUCACGCUGCCUGCCUUUCAGAGGUUUUUACCCCCAUCUCCAGUAAUUUCAUCAUCCAUUCUCCUUCCUUACUCAACUUACACCCCUGCCCCCAACCAGUUGUUGCUUUCCUCCCUCCCUCUAUUGUCUUUUUACAUUCACUUCUUCCUCCUUUAAACUUCCUUUCUACCCACUUCCUUUCUAUGUUCAGUUCGUUCGUUUAUUAUUUUCUUUUACCACUGAUAAAAAAUAUUAACCUUUUAUCUCAUUUCCCUUUAACACCUCCCCUGUCCCUUUUCCUUCAGAGGAAGAACUUCCUUUCCUCCAACUCUUCCUGAACUUCUCUCUUGCUUUGUCACCAUUACUCAUCUUGCAAAAGGAGUUGCUUGUGCUGAUAUUGGUCCAACUGAAAGGCUAUGGCAUAGUUAGGGGGCUGGACAGGCAAAUGAGGAGGCACUAAGCAGUCUGUGGCUCUGAGGCCCACCUGAAAGUGGCCCAAGGCCUAUUUUCAAAAAGCAAUGACCUAAGUUCAUUGUAGAGGUGAGAUUCAAACCUAGGACUUCUGAUUCAUAGUUCAUUCUCUUAGCUGUUAUACUACAGAUCUCUGUACAGCUUAUUGGGUGAUUUUGGCACUUUCCUUUAUGAAAGUCCUCCUGUUCUUGGGGUGCUGCAUUUAUAUGUCUACCACCUUGAAUUCCAUGGAAUAAAGGUGGGAUCUGGACUUUUCUAGUUCUCCAAAAGACUGUAUUUUAUCACUGGGAAAGUGCAUUUCCCAUCACCAUCUACCACAUGUUGCACUGACUAAUGAAUUUUCUCUGUGUGUUUUUAAAAAACAACGUGUAAAAUGUAUUGGAGACUCUGCACUCUCCUCCUGUAAUGGUAAAAGAAAGGAGUACUUGCAUGUGUGGGAGGAAAAUAAGAUCUGUGGCCCUUGUGUGGGUUAAUUAAUAAAAGAACCAGCUGGAUGCCUGGAUUCAAAACACGGGACUUUGCACACACUCCAUCGGAGGAGAAUCUCCAGCAUAGAGUUAAACAGCAGCAUAGCAUGGGAAUAUAGGUUGUUAGACCCCUUUUCAUAUCCUGUUUAAUCUGCUUACAGCACUUGCCCCUCUCUACCGCUCUGUCAAUGAGCAAACCACACUCGUUUAAAAGCUUUACUAACAAAACCCAAAUGUCAGAUUCAUGCAUUAUUCCAUGCUGCAGCAAGGAGAACACAGGUAGAAUGCUCUUGGGUACAAAAUACAGAUAAUUAGCUGCAAACACGAGUCUUAGCAAGUUCAGACAUGUCCUUCCUGGUCGAUUACAUGGCACAAAGAUAGUGUGAGGAAAGGAAAGGAAAGAAGCUUCACUUCCUCACCAAAGGUGAGGGGGUGUGACCUAACUGAGUCUAGCAAUAGAACUGUGGUCUUAACCCCUUCAUGCAUUACCGUAUUUUUCUGUGUAUAAGACUAGGUGUUUUAACCAAAAAAUUAGGUUUAAAAUUGGGCCUCUUCUUACACACGGGUAGUGCUGAGGGGUGUGUUCUUAAUUUGGAGUCCCCCCAAAUAGGGGACGUUUUAUACAUUGGGGUGUCUUAUACAUGGAAAAAUACGGUAAUUAGCCCUAUGUUUUCUUGUUUUGUUUGACUGCAAUUUCCCACGGCAUGAAUAUUUUGGGGCAACAAAAUUAUAGAAAGACCGUUCCUCUCUGCCUGCUUUUAGCAGUGCCUUGCAAUUUGAAGAUUUUCUUAAAAAAGCUUUUUAUACUUCUUCAGGUCUCACUUUUCUAGCACAGAAGUGCUUAUUUCCUUUAAAAAACUGACCUCCUUUCUUGCAGCAAUGUCCAUUAUUUAUGGACUGCACAGUGCUCCAUCUAGGAAUAGCCCACAAAGGCAAAAAAUGGUUUUGACUGUUUGUUUUAGAUAGGUUUAUACCCUGUCUCCUUUAUUAUUAUUAUUUUGCAGCCCAAAUAAGCUGAGAGCAUGGUGGAGUCUUCUAAGUGCUCUACUGUAUGCUCAUAUCCUGAUUUACCAUGCCCACAAAAACUUAAUUUGCAGUUGUGCAGAAAAGGUGGUUUUGCUUUUGUGUUCUCCAUAGUCUAUGGCUUUUUGAGUGGGUGAUUCUUCCAGACUUUAAAAACAAGUAAUUUCCAGGAAAGGGCUGGCUGCUAUGCUUCAGAAAAGUCUUGUGGCUCCCUUUGUCCAUGCAUGUGAAUAGUCAACACAUAUUGAUAGGUAAACAUGCAUUCAAAUAUUUCCUAUAAGGGUCCUCAUUGAUGGUGGGGCACUUGGACAUUUGUAUUGGUACAAAGCUAUUUAAUCCAGAAUGACAAAAAUAGUGUGGAUGGUAUAGAAGCCCCAAAAUGUGAUCAUGUCAGUUGACUUUUAGGUAUGUCCAUAGAUGAUUUGCCAUUGUUUGGCAUGUUUGUUUGAGUCCUGCACACCAUAUAAGGUUUUCCUUCUCCCUGUGUGGAAUGUUCCCUUAGUCCAAAUUGCUGACCAGGGAAGUACCAGCUUUCUGUGUUAAAUGGAGAUGAUAUAGGAUAUCAUUGCAUAGCUUUGUACUAUUGUGGAUCCUUCUUUCCACAUUUCCAGUUUAUUCCAAAAUAUGCAGCCAGCAAUGCUGGCAGCUGAAGUCUGGGCACACACCCUGGCUGCACUUUAAUACUUGGUUAAUUUUGUCCUUGUAACUUGCUGCUCACCAAGUGUUAGUAAUGGUUGUCCCUAGCAGAACAUAUGAAUGGCAAAGGACAUGACACUGCUGUGUGUCUGCUAGGAGGGAGAAGUCAUAUCACACACCAAGCUACUCAAGUUUUUGAUACUGAGUUGUCUGCACCCACUAACUUUUUUUAAAAAAAAUGUAUUUAUCACUUUCCAUUUUUCAGCAAUAGAUAAAAACCCCCAAAAUAACAUCAAAUCAACUCCCCGCCCCCAAUCCAUGGAAUAGUGGGCUUCUAACAACUUUUAGCACCCUUUAACAAACUACAGUUCCCAUGAUUCUUUGGGAGAAACCAUGGCCUUUCAGCUGAUUCCUUGGUGGCCCACUGGAAUGCGGAAUUAAACAGGGCUAUUGACUGUCUGGCUCUGAAGCGCCCUCUCUGAUUGCAUGGAGCUUGGACGGCCCUGUGGUUUUCCCCGGAGCUGAGGAUAAUGAAACAAUUGCUGAGAUGGCUAGAGUGCCGGGGGCAGAAAAUUCAUUCUGAAUCGAACCAAACAUGGGUUAGAGCUCAACGUUGAGCCUACCAAGUGGCGAUAGCGAUGGUGAAGAGGACCUUCUUCACCGCCUCUAUUGUAUCUGCAGAAAACAGCAGCAGGAGACUCUUUCAGGUGGUUCACAAUCUAAUGGAACCACCUUUGCUGUCAGGGCUUGGUGAGGACCCCAAGAACUCCUGCAGUGAUUUUGGAAAGUUUUUUGCAUAUCAAGUCACUCAGAUUCGGAAAGAGGUAGACUCCACCAUGGUGGCGGGACCAGGGCAGGAGAGUGCUAGAGUCCUGUCUAGUCAAGUUGCAUGGGGUCAGUUCCAAUCUGUUACCUCUGAGGAUGUGGACAGGCUGCUUGGACGAGUGAAUUCGACCACCUGUGUCCUUGAUCCUUGCCUGUCCUGCUCAUAAAAGCGAACCAGGAAGGGCUGGGUGAUGGGCUCCGUGGGGUGGUGAAUGUAAAGGAGUCUUUCCAGACCUGCUUAAAGAAGUGGUUAUUAAAUUGCUUCUUAAAAAACAUCUUUGGACCCAGCCAAUAUGGCCAACUAUCGCCCAGUCUCAAAUUUUCCAUUCUUGGGCAAGGUGAUGGAGUGGUGGUUGCUGAACAACUCCAGGCAUGCCUGGAGGAUGUGGACCAUUUGGAUCCCUUCUAAAUGGAAUUCAAGCCUCAUCAUGGGACUGAAACAGCCUUGGUUGCGCUGGUCGAUGAUCUCUGGUGGGCUACGGACAAAGGUGAAAGCUGUUUCCUAGUUCUGCUGGAUUUCUCAGUGGCCUUUGACACCAUUGACCAUGACAUCCUUCUGGACUGUCUAGAGGAGUUGGGAGCUGGGGGCACUGUGAUGCAGUGGUUCCACUCCUUCUUUCUUGGUGGUGUCCAGAAAGUGGUGUUGGGGGAUGAGUGUUCAGACCCCUGGGCUCUCACUUGUAGGGUGUCUCAGGGCUCUGUCCUCUCUCCAAUGCUUUUCAACAUCUAGGAGAGAUCAGCAGAAGGUAUGGGCUAGGUGUUCACCAGUACGUGGAUGAUACCCCGUUCUACCUGUCCUUUAAAUCAGAACCAUUGAAGGUCCUCUGUGAGUGUCUGGAGGCGGUUGGAGGAUGGAUGGCAGCUAACAGAUUGAGGCUGAAUCCUGACAAGACAGAAGUACUAUUUUGGGGGGACAGGGUGGGCAGGUGUGGGGGACUCCCUGGUCCUGAAUGGUGUCACUGUGCCCCUGAAGGACCAGGUACGCAGCCUAGGAGUUAUUUUGGACUCGCAGCUGUCCAUGGAGGCACAGGUCAAUUCUGUGUCCAGGGCAGCUGUCUACCAGCUCCACCUGAUAUGCUGACUGAGACCUUUCCUGCCCGCAGACUGUCUUGCCAGUGUGGUGCAUGCUAUGGUUAUCUCCCACUUGGACUACUUCAGUGCACUCUACGUGGGGCUACCUUUGAAGGUAACUCGGAAACGACAACUAAUACAGCUAGACUGGUGACUGGGAGUGGCUGCUGGGACUAUAUAACACCAGUCCUAAAGGGUCUUCAUUGGCUCCCAGUGUGUUUCCAAGCCCAAUUCAAAUUGUUGGUGCUGACCUUUAAAGCCCUAAACGGCCUUGGCCUAGUAUACCUGAAGGAGUGUCUCCACCCACAUUGUUCAGCCUGAGGUUCUCCACCGAGGGUCUUCUGCUGGUUCCCUCAGUGUGAGAAGCAAAGUUACAGGGAACCAGGCAGAGGGCCUUCUUGGUAGUGGCACCCUCCCUGUGGAACACCCUCGCAUCAGAUGUUGAGGAGAUAAAGAACUAUACAAGAUUUAGAAGAAAUAUAUUUUUAAAAAAAAAUAAAAAUUGUCCAGUAGCACCUUAGAGGCCAACUAAGUUUGUUCUUGGUAUGAGCUUUCAUGUGCAUGUACACUUCUUCAGAUACACUGAAACAGAAGUCACCCAACCUUUAUAUAUAGUGAGAGGGUGGGGAGGCGUAUUACUCAGAAGGGUGGUGGAAAUGAGUGAUUGGUUGAUAGGUGUGGUCUUACAGGAAAAGCAAGGGAUGAGAUGGCCAAAAAUAGCUUUAUCAUGUAUAAUGUGAUAAGAAUCCAUUGUCUCUAUUCAGACCAGGUCUCUCCAUGGUUUUAAGCUUGGUAAUAAGUUGUAAUUCAACAACUUCUCUUUCCAGUCUAUUUCUGAAAUUCUUUUGUAAUAUGACAGCUACUUUGAGAUCUUGUAUAGAAUGUCCUGGGAGAUUGAAGUGUUCUCCUAUUGGUUUCUCUGUUGUGUGAUUCCUGAUGUCAGAUUUAUGUCCAUUUAUCUUUUGGCAUUGGGUUUGGCCUGUUUGUCCAAUAUAGAGAGCUGAAGGGCACUGUUGGCAUUUGAUAGCAAACACAAUGUUAGAAGAUGAGCAAUUAAAUAGUCCAGAGAUGAUAUGUUUGAUGUUGUUGGGUCCAGUGAUGGUGCUGUCUGGGUGUAUGUGGCAGCAAAGUUGGCAUCUGGGUUUAUUACAGGCUCUGGUACCAGUGUCCAUGUUAAGUCUGCUUGCUGUAUUAUUGUGGGUGAGGAGUUGUUUAAGAUUGGGUGGCUGUCUGUAGGCAAUGAAAGGUCUUCCUCCCAGAGCUUGGGAAAGAGAACUGUCGUUGUCCAGGAGAGGUUGUAAAUCUCUGAUGAUGCAUUGAACUGUUUUAACUUGGGAGCUGAAUGUGAUUACUAGUGGUGUUCUGUUAUUUUCUCUUUUGGGUCUGUCUUGCAGCAAGUUCUCUCUGGGUAUCAGUCUGGCUUUGUUGAUCUGUUGUUUAACUUCAUCAGGCAGAUAUUUUAGUUCCAAAAAGGUUUGCCUAUUUGGUUCAAGGAGGAUGUGCUGGUGAACAGAGAAGAGGUGAAAGAAAAGCAAGAGGGGCAGCUCCCUAAUGCUUGGUAGUGAUCUGUGAAUAAUAAUUAUUUAUUACACUUCUUGGAUGCCUUUCUCAACUUGCAAGAUUAUAAAAAAUCCACACAAUUUAAAACAAAAGCACAGCACUAUCUGUGCAGUAUUAUUAUUUAAUAACAGCUGAAAUUAAAGGAGGAGGCUAAUAGUUUAAGUAUGUGGGUUCAGGGUCAGGAGAAUAGGUUUUUAAGGGAGCAUGGCAGUCCCCUCCCCCUUAGAUGAUGGGCUUUUUGCCUCUUAUCUCUUGGUUCAGCUGCUGGAGCUUCUUCUCCUCACUCCUUGUCUUAUCUGAAUUUGCUUCUGGGAAGAUUGAGGUCAUUCUGCAUGGUCUGUGAUCAGCAGUGUCCAAUUCUGGGAACAUCCUUCUUGCAGCUUUCCAUGAGCAUAGUUGAGUUCUGUAGCACACAAAAUGGAGUGUAGGAAGUAUCCCUCGGAAAGAGGUGCAUUCCACGCACCCACCUCUGAUGCUCCAGGCACAAAAAAUCGCAGUCACUGUAGCCUUAAUAGUCUUGUAAAGGUAAAGGUAAAGGGUCCAGUCGUUACCGACUCUGGGGUGGUGGCGCUCGUCUCGCUUUAUUGGCUGAGGGAGCCGGCGUACAGCUUCCGGGUCAUGUGGCCAGCAUGACUAAGCCGCUUCUGGCGAACCAGAGCAGUGCACGGAAACACUGUUUACCUUUGUUGUAAAUAAAAAUAUGCCCUUUUCCCUUAUGGGGUAUCCAAGAGCCCAUAUAGAGUCCUUACAUGGGUUUCCCAUUGGUAGGAGAAAAUAACAGAGGCCAACCAGAGAAUAUUGAGAAGCAAAGCAGCUAGUAAGCUUGAUCUUUAUUGAUCUGUUGCAACAGGGUGCUCCCCUCACAUGCAGGAAAGGAGGAGGACCCAGAAAAAUGCUGUGCAAGGGCUUAUAAAGACUUUUGAAAAUUCCCAUCCUGUAGAUCAAGACCACCCCCCAGAAACAUCAUACAUACAUCACAGAAGGGGUGUAACCUAAGACCACCCCUCAGAUACAUCACAGAAAAGGUGGUCUUAAAACAGAAAUUUCAAUAUUGUUUUUCUCUUGUCCUUGUCUAUUUCCUGUCUUGCAGGUUACUCGAUUGGAUUGCCUGAGGAGCCUGGCCAGUCUUUUGUAAUGAUAAGGCUCACACCCUUAUUCAAACACAGACAUACCCUUAAGACAGGAUUUGUGAAGGAAAAGACAAUGGGGAGGCUUUUCCAUUUUGACCUUGCAGAGAAAACAUUUGGUCAGUUUAGGAAUCAAAAUGGUUCCAGGUUGGCCUACCUAUGCUGAUCUAUGUACGUGCUGUUAUGAACAUUGUUGUUGUUGUUUAGUCGUUUAGUCGUGUCCAACUCUUCGUGACCCCAUGGACCAGAGCACGCCAGGCACCUCUGUCCUCCACUGCCUCCCGCAGUUUGGUAAAACUCAUGCUGGUAACCUCGAAAACACUAUCCAACCAUCUCGUCCUCUGUCGCCCCCUUCUCCUUGUGCCCUCCAUCUUUCCCAACAUCAGGGUCUUCUCCAGGGAGUCUUCUCUUCUCAUGAGGUGGCCAAAGUACUGGAGCCUCAGCUUCACGAUCUGACCUUCCAGUGAGCACUCAGGGCUGAUUUCCUUAAGAAUGGAUAGGUUUGAUCUUCUUGCAGUCCAUGGGAUUCUCAAGAAUGAACAUUACCAUAUAUUCUAAGACCAUAAAAUUCCUAUCACACCUUCCCGCCGGAGCGGUAUCUAUUUAUCUACUUGCACUUUGACAUGCUUUCAAACUGCUAGGUUGGCAGGAGCAGGGACCGAGCAGCGGGAGCUCACCCCCUCGCGGGGAUUCGAACCGCAGACCUUCUGAUCGGCAAGUCCUAGGCUCUGUGGUAUAACCCACAGCGCCACCUGCGUCUUGUAGUCUUGUAGUGGCCCCAUUAACUCUGUGUAACCCAGUAGGAUACAGGCUCAGUUCUGGAAAUUAGAGCCAUGCAGAGAUUUCCAUGUGGGCAGGGAACACUUUCUCCCUUUGGGUCUGGAGUGCGGAGAGCCCAAAGGCACAGGCAUAGUGAGCUUUAACAGUGACAAAGAACCACAUUCUAAAGUUUCUGGCCUGCUUUAGACUAUCAGAUCCUAGCUUAAUGAGCCAGGAUAUACACGGGCUUUGUGCUCUCAAAUGCAGCCGUUUUUCUCUUCAUUUCUCCCUUUGUGCAAGUGCAGAAUCAAGCCAGAAAGCUGCAGUUAACCAUGCCUUCCCAGGAUUUGCAAACUGGGAAAUGUGUUUAAGGGCUUCCAAACAAGUCAGGAUUUAGAGCCCUACUUUAAAUCAUGGUGGACUCACUGUAGCUUCCUAAUUUGUUUCGCUGCUUGCAUGAAAGGGAGAAGCAGUGUGGGCACUCAGAGGGUGUGUGCAGUUGCACAAACAUUGUACCUAACCUGGUUUACUUAAGGUAGGCUUUGAUCAUGCAUACCUGGCCACUGUUUUCCCAGAGAUGGGAAUGAGGGGUGUGUGUGCAUGCGUUUGUGUGUUUCCAGGAAAGGGAAUCAGGAGACUUGCUGCUCCUAUAGUCACACAUUCUGUUUGCCGGUUGCCCAGUUCAUUGCUCUUUUUAGUUAAGAGUGUCAUUUAUUCUGACAAUUUAUAGUGACAUCUGCUCCUUCCCACUCUCAGUGUGUGCAUGUGUCUGUCUGUGUUUGCUGGGGUUACUGGUGGUUAAUACUGCCUGCUGGCAGUCCAAAAGACUGCCUUGCCUUUAUUAUCUCUCUGCAUUUUCUCUUUCUCUCUGUCUCUCCCUCCCUCCCUCCUUUUCAGGGAAUUGUCCUGUUCCUUACAAGGUUUAACUAUGUCAAGCUUUUAUCCUCAGCAUCUCUGUGCCAGAUCCCACCACCACUCCUUCCUUGCCUGCCUCUCUCUGCAGUGUGUGUUGGCCCCUUUAUUUCUCACCUUCCCAGCCUUGGGGGUAUUGCUUGUCUAAGUGAGCCCCAUGAGCCCCCCUCAUCCCUGUUCCCCACCCCCUUCCCAGUCAUGAUGUGGGGGGCGGGGAGAAACUCUGCUUUGUUUCUCCCCCUCUGAUCCCUGGCACCAGGAUUACCAUCUCUUCCUUUCUCCUGCGUGCCCUCAACUCAAAAACGGGUGAGAUCAAUGCUAGGGGUUGGGGGCCCAGGGACGAGGGACUGAAUGAGCUGUGUUGUCCCCAGGAGUGAGUGAGUGAGUGAGGGUGGGUGGGAUGGGCAGGAAGCGGAGGGGCUGAAUGAGCCCACUGUGUGAGUGGAAUGGGGGUGGGUGGGUAGGAAGGAAGGAAUGGUUUCCUGCUGCAUUUGAAUAAUUAAAACCUGAAACUUAUUGUAAGAGACAGGCCACCUGCAUCCUAACACCAACUGUAAUGUCACAGGGACCAAGAUACCCCCCUUCCCCAUUUUCUUAAUGCAGCCCCUACCUAACUGGGAGAUGUCAGAGUCUUUCCGCCCCCUCCAGAUUCACAAUUGCAGCAGUCAAAUUAUGGUGGGAAGCUGAAUUCUCUAGGCGUUUGGAUUCUAGUCUUGACACCCUCCCCUUCUCUUCACACUCUUGAGCCUUACACUAUUGCUCCUUCCUCUUGCUACUCAGUUGGGGAUUAUGAUUAGCUCCUUAGGGGGCCGUCUAGCAUGGAAGCUGAAGACUCGGGCCAAGUGAGAUCUGCUCAGCCAUGGCUGCCCUCUCUAGCAUUUUGUUAAUUUGUCCAUCUGGGUGUCUGUCUUGCAGGUUGGCUUCAGUUGAAGCAUGUCUAAAAUGGCACGUGAGAGUAAAUAUUUUAUAUAUUUGUCUAAAAUGGCAAAUAUAAAAUAUUUACUCUCACAUGCCAUUUUAGACAUGCUGCAACUGAAGCAACUAAUAUAUAUAUAUAUAUAUAUAUAUAUAUAUAUAUAUAUACACACACAUAUAAAUUUUUAUUGAGUUUUCAUUUUUCUACAUUUCAAAAGAAACAUUUUACAAACUUUAAAAUAUCCAAUGACUUUCCUUCUUCUCCUUCCAUGGUUCAUCUUACAUAUCAUACGUUCCUGCAUAUUUUAUUAUAACCAUGCAAAUCCAAUUUUCCACUUUUACAUCAAUCAAAUAUUGUUUACUCUGUUGAAUUUAUCUUAAUGCUGACAGCGUUUUCAGCUAUGUACAAUUAUUUUCCAUAUAUUAAAUAAAUAUUUUCUACUCUUCUUUAAAUACACAUUCUUCUUGCUCUCUUAGUGAGAGUCAAUAUUUUAAGAGAUGCAAGGAAUCUCUGUCAAUUGUAGGGGUUGCACUCAAAUAUAUGGUGGUGGUACCCCCUCAGCUUUCAUGGAAACUUGGUUUCUGAGCUGGGGAACCAGUUCAUAUCUCCUUUGGUGGAAAGAACAAUGCCGAAAGAUGCUGAACCUGAGCUGGAGAAUAAUGGAGAAUAAUGCUGGAGAAUAAUGCGGAAAUGAUUUCAGAGGCAAUGAGUUUGCAUUCUGGGAUACUCUGUUGCUUUGUGUGAGAGUCUGGGUUUCUUACAGAAGUUGCAGAACACAUUCUUGGUUAUUGCUGUGGUCAGGGCCAUCUUACAUAUAGGUGCUAGGGCUGUGGGGCACCCGGGCCCGGGCUCUCCGGGGCCGAGAUUUGGAGUCCGGGGAUUGGGAAGAGUUGACAGCUGCUGCCGAGCGGAGCAGAGGCCGUCGGACUGCCACCACCUCAUCCUCAACUGCUGUUGCGCUGGGCUCUGCUUGCCCCCCCCCGGCUCCUGGUCCUGGCCUUGCUCUGCCGCCGCCACCUCCUCGGGCUACUCUGUUGUUGCUGAGAUGGCCCACCCCUCAAAAUGUCAACAACUUUGGGGUUCCCCCUAGAAAAGCUCAACAACUCUGGGCAACCGGGGGGGGGCGCCGGGCGGACCUUGCACCCCGGCGCCACAUGUGCUUAAGACAGCCCUGGCUGUGGUUGCCUUGAUGUUGAUAUCUGCGAAAUAUCUGGCAUCCUCAUUGAUAUGAGUUAGCUCAUCUUGCCUUUGACUGAAUGCUGGGUCCUAAUCCAUUGCCAGGUUACUGCUAGCUAUGCUUGGAUUAAUAAUGGUCUUAACAGCUGAUCUACCCCCGUCCCUGGUGCUACCCCUGUCCCGGUAUGUGUCCCCCCACCCACCUGGGGUGUGUGUAUGAAAUGGACAUCCACAGGUUUCCCAAAUGUGGUGUCCUGUUGAUUUAGCAACUCACUUAAGACCCCAGGGUUUCUUGGAAAGGACUAGGAAUUUUAAAUUAUUGUGCAUCUGCUCUACUCUUUAUGUCUCAGCAUUUUGGGUGCAUUAGGGACAGCACAGCUCUAUUAAUAAGCCCUUGGCACAGUAUUCUGAAGCAGAAACGGUAUUCUGUUUAUUUCCUGUACGGUUCUAAUGGAGGUGCUCACUGAAACAAAUGGGACUUGAGCAUUUGUAAAUGCUAGACACACCUGAGGAUCUGUAGUACACUUACAGAACAUAAAGGUAAAGGGACCGCUGAUGAUUAGGUCCAGUCGUGGCCGACUCUGGGGUUGCGGCACUCAUCUUGCUUUAUUGGCCGAGGGAGCCGGCGUACAGCUUCUGGGUCAUGUGGCCAGCAUGACUAAGCCACUUCUGGUGAAACCAGAGCAGCGCACGGAAACGCCGUUUACCUUCCCGCCAGAGUGGUACCUAUUUAUCUACUUGCACUUUGAUGUGCUUUCAAACUGCUAGGUUGGCAGGAGCAAGGACCGAGCAAUGGGAGCUCACCCUGUUGCAGGGAUUCGAACUGCUGACCUUCCGAUCGGCAAGCCCUAGGCUCUGUGGUUUAACCCACAGCGCCACCCAUGUCCCCUUACAGAACAUACAGGGCUGCUAUUAUUUAUGUAAUAACAGUUACAUACAUGGUGCUUUACAGGGUGUUGUUGUUUAGUCGUUUAGUCAUAUCUUCGUGACCCCAUGGACCAGAGCACGCCAGGCACUCCUGUCUUCCACUGUCUCCCGCAGUUUGGUCAAACUCAUGUUGGUAGAUUCGAGAACAUUGUCCAACCAUCUUGUCCUCUGUCAUCCCCUUCUUGUGCCCACAAUCUUUCCCAACAUCAGGGUCUUUUCCAGGGAGUCCUCUCUUCUCAUGAGGUGGCCAGACUAUUGGAGCCUCAGCUUCAGGAUCUGUCCUUCCAGUGAGCACUCAGGGCAGAUUUCCUUCUUUGGCAAGCAGCCUUCUUUAUGGUCCAGCUCUCACUUCCAUACAUCACUACUGGGAAAACCAUAGGUUCAACUAUACAGACCUUUGUCGGCAAGGUGAUGUCUCUGCUUUUUAAGAUGCUGUCUAGGUUUGUCAUUGCUUUUCUCCCAAGAAGCAGGGAUCUUUUAAUUUCGUCCGUUCCAAGACGGACAGGUCAUAGUGGAGAGUUUUGACCAAACAUGAUCUACCUGGACCAGGAACUGGCAAGCCACUCCAGUAUCCCUGCCAAGAAAACUUCAUGGACAAACACAACAGGCUUUACAGGGUAGCAUAGGCAAAAAAAAGGACUGAUUCCUUCACUCUGGGAGUGUACCUUGCAAGCUAAACUGUGACAGUGGCGAGAGAAAGCAGAGAGGGAUUGGAGAGGUAAAGGUAGCAAAAGAGCAGUGUGGGCAUAUGUCUCACUUAAGAUGCCAUUUUGAUUACAGAUUAAGGCACACACACCGUUGUCCCUGUGCAUGCGCACACAUGCCAGCCACUUUUUUGUGUUGUAGUCCCAUGUGGCUGUGGGGGUUUUUUGUGUGUGUGAAUACUGGAACCUUAUGGGCCAUUCCCACCCCUUUGCAAUUUUCAUUCCCAGCUAAGUGAAGGCUUAUGCCAUGAGGCUCAGUCAUUCAACACUUGCAUUCUCACAUUUGCACACACCCAGCAGCUGCAUGGGAUUGCACCACAUGGAAGCAGCUCCUGCACCAGUGCUGGCAUGUGCGAGUGGGGCAAGUGCUGUGGUCAUUUUAUGGGGAAAGUGGGGCUUGAGGAGAAAUGAUUGUUUGCUGCUUGCAGCGCAAAGCCUUGUCUCAGCAGAUCCCACUCUUCAAAUGCUCCAGAAGGUGUUUGCAAAUAUGCUCAGAAACACAGGGCUGAGAUGAUGCUUCCUCAGUCGGUAAGGGAUGUUGGUGGUGGAAAAUUGGAGGCUCCUCUUCCCCUCCUUCACUGCCUCACUUUCUUUUUCUGCCUGCCCUUUCCAUUCCCCCAAAGGACCCGAUACAUCAGCACGGAGUUGGGCAUGCGCCAGCGCCUCUUUGUGGGAGUGCUGACCUCGAAGAACACAUUGCACUCCCUUGCAGUGGCGGUGAACCGCACCUUGGGACACCGGCUGGAGCGAUUGGUCUACUUCACGGGCACCCGGGGGCGCAAGGUCCCUCACGGCAUGACGGUGGUGACGCACGGCGACGAGAGGCCCAUCUGGAAUAUGUACCAGACUGUCAAGUAUGUGCUGGACCAUUACGUGGCUGACUUCGACUGGGUUUUCCUGGUGCAGGACGACACCUACACCGAGGCCCACCGUGUGAACCGCUUGGCCUCUCACCUCAGCAUUGACACUCUGCUCUACAUGGGCCGGCCAGAGGAGUUCAUUGGUGGGGACACGCAAGGGCGCUACUGCUAUGGCGGCUUCGGCUACCUGCUUUCCCGGGCCCUUCUCCUGCGGUUGCAGCCUCACCUGGAAAGCUGCCGGAAUGACAUCCUGAGCGCCCAUCCCGAUGAGUGGCUGGGGCGCUGCAUCAUUGACUACACUGGGGUAGAUUGUGUGGCAGAGCGUGAGGUAAGGAGGGCCAGCUGCACUGUAGUGUCCCUCUCCUGUGUUCAUUUAUUUAACUUAUUUUGUAUCUACUACUGAAUCAUAAAAAACCUCUAAGCGGUUUACAUACAAUAUAUGCAAAUGUUAUUGGUAAAAAGUUAAAAACUAGUUGGCCUGAUAAAAUAAGCAGGUAACAAUUAAAAAAUUUAACUACCUGUUGAUAUACAGGCCAACUUUACACAUCUGGGUUAAUGUACCUAAACGAAAAGGGUUUUGGCAGGUGCCAAAAAACAAUAUGGCGGAGGCACCUGCCUAAUAUGAAGGGGCAGGGAGUUGCAGUGUAGGUGCUGCUAAGCCAAGGGACUGAUAUCCUUGCAAAUGUGGAAUGAACACGAUCAUGUGUUUCAAAGAUUAGGGGGAGGAACCAAACACUCAAUAUUACAGGAUGAAUUCUUGAUCCCAGUUGAAAGCUGAGCUUCCUCUUCAGACAUGCUUUUGUUCCCUUACAACUGGAGGGGAAUACCGGCUGGUUGUAUGUCAUGGUUAUAUGUACUAUCAUGGAUGGCUUGGAUUUCCCCGUCAUAUGUGCUACUCUUAUUCCUUCUCCCCACCAGGGCCUGCAUUACCAGUAUUUUGAACUUGGAAAGAACACUGACCCUGAGAGAGAGAGUGACCCGCGAUUCAACACGGCCUUCACUGUUCACCCUGUGCUGGACCCUGUCCAGAUGUACCGGCUGCACAGACACUUUGCGCGUGUGGAACUGGAGCACACAUACCAGGAAAUCCAGCAGCUACAGGUAAGGCAGGGAGGACGUUGGAGCUGGGUCUGUAACUGGCUGAGCGGAGUGGGGGACUCUGUUCACUAUCCUCAUCCGCCACAGUUUCCAUUGUGGCACUAUAUUUUGCUUACCAGCUAUAGGAAAGUCAGCCAUGUUUUGUUUAUUUUUACAUUUAUGUCGCACCUUUUCCUUCAAGGAGCUCAAGAUUGUCGUAUACUCCUCUUCCCUUCCCAAUUCCAUCCGUACAACAACCCUGUGAGGUAGGUUAGGUUGAGGGACUUUGACUGGCCAAAGCUCACUUAGUGAGCUUCAUGGCUGAGUGAGGAUUUGAAACUUGGUCUCCCACGCCCUAAUCCAACACUCUAACCACUGCACCACACUGGCUUUCUCCAGUGUAGCUCAGAUGUAGAAAGUAACUGAGCCCAUUUCACUUCUGAUGUCUUCUAGGGCGGAGAUGGGGAACCUGGGACGCUCUGGAUUUUGUUGGUCACUCCAUUCAUUGGGGAUGUUUGAAUCUGAAGCUAUACCUUUCCUUUCCCCCCCAAGGAUUUGGGCUUAACUGUGUCAACCCUCAUGUUGGCAGUUUCUGAAAUCUCCAUAUUUGGCAGCACAUGCUGAGCUCUGACCCCUGGCUGUAGCUUCACCACUGGAGAUUGGCUGGGGAGGGGGCAGGGCUGAAUUUGAAGUGGUGUGUGUGUGUGCUGGCUUGCUUCCAUGCACACUUAACCUUUUCCCCACCCACUGCUUCUCUCAUUCCAAACCCAUUUCCUCCAGCUGCAGUUCCAACCCCUCAAUUCUCUGAACUAUUAACUACCACUUUUUACUGGGAAAAUAAAGAGUGCACUAGUGAAACUGAAAAAUGUAUAGAAUUUUUGGUUAAUAGGUUUGUUUUUUAAAAUAGAUAUGCAGUGGUACCUUGGUUUACGAACUUAAUCGGUUCCAGAAGUCCGUUCUUAAACCGAAAGUGUUCUUAAACGGCGGUGCGCUUUCCCUAAUGAGGCCUCCUGCCGCCGGUGCCCUUCCACCAUUUGGCUUCCGUUCUGCGAUCGAGGUAAAGUUCGCUACUUCCGGUUUUACGGAGUUCAUAAACUGAAUCAUUUGUAAAUAGGGCUAUUCUUAAACCAAGGUACCACUGUAUAUGCAUUCCAGAUAACCUCAAGCUGAAUCUUAGUAUGCGUUGUUGCAGUGGGUUUCCUUCAAUGAAGGUCUUAAUCCAAGUCGUAAGUUUGGAGGUUUAGGCAGCAAGCUUGCAUGUUUGAUCAGCCAAAAAGGGCAAUUCCUAGAUUCCAAAGUGGAGGUUUGCUUUUGGGGAAAUGCCAGACCAGUCCAGACAGCUGUCUGCUUCUUAAUCUCAUUGCUGAGCACAGCACUGGCUACCACGAUGGACCUUGACUCAUAGGCUGCAACUCUGCGUGCUAUAAGCCAAGAACUAGGUGGUGUUAUUGAUGCCUUCAUAGGUUCCGCUAUUAGCCUUUUGGUUCAUGUAAUAAAAUCGGCAGAAUAUCGAGAUGUGUGAAAACAUACUUGAAAAAUUGUAAAAUAUGGAACCGAAAAUGCAUACAGGUGCUCAGGAGCUACAUUAAAUUACAUUGAUUGCUAUUGCACAUUGGAUUUUCCUUUUCUUUGCGCUGCUGUAAAUUAAUAUUUGAGUCUAUUGCCUUAGGUUAUAAUAAGUUUUAAAGUGAUUUAUUUAUAUAGUGCCCCUGCCAGUUGGCACUUGGGGACUAUGACAUAAAAGUAAUAUGCAGUAAUGUGUGUAAUAAAAAAUGAAAAUCCAUUUUAAAAUAACUUUUUAAAAAAAGAGAGAAAUGGGGAGAAAGAAAAAGCAUAUAUUUUGGUGGGGGGGAAAUGACAUGACGGUCAGUUCUCCCACCCCCUCCCCCAUGGAUCCUGGAGGACUUGAUGACAACAACAGCAAAUAUAUUUGGGGGCUUUUUUUGAAAGGGGAAGAGGGAGUAACAGAGAGAGAGCAUGCCCUGCUUGGAGGGGAAGAGAGUGUGGAGCCCCUGAGGGGCAGAGAUCUCUCCCUGGAGAGGAAGCAAAUGUAAAGUGUUUUGCUCAAUUGCCCACCAGCAUAAGGUGUCAUUUUUUGAGCAGCAGGUGGUGUCUGAGUAGAGAUAAACAAAGGAGAGAGAUUAAUUAGGGUAAUUAUAGUUUGACCAGGCGAACUAUAUUUAAUCCAUUGCAAUCUGCUAUGAAUUAAUGGAACUUUUCUUGAAUAAUGGCAGUAUAUUAAUCUGGGCACAAAAAUAAAUAAAUAAAGGGCAAUGAAACCUUUUCCAUAACCAAUGAAAACAUUUUAAAAGGUGGUAAAAGCUGUAAUGACAUGUAUUUAAAAUUCACUUGCUUCCUUUGCCAAACCAACUCCUGAUUGUUACGGACUGGGACCUAAGCUGAGGGGAGCUGCCUUUUCCACCUCUUUAGACUUGGAUUGUCAUCUAGCAGUGGGGAGAGCUGGGUUGAAGGCUCUCGCAGACUUGGGGGUGAUGUGGUUACCAGCCACUUUAGGGGCUUCAUGAUGCCUAUUUUGAUUUUAAUUAAUUAAUUAAACUUCAUUUUUCUACCUCUCCUCUUCAGAAGAGAGCCCAGGGCAGUGCACAACAUGAAAAAAAAUGCAAUCAAUGAUUAAAGUAUCUAAAAAUGGCAGCACUGAAAACAGUAUAUUCAAACAGAGUGGUAACAGGACUGUUGAUUCCCAGAGUUAAUUUAUGGCCCAAGACUAACAGCUCAACCCCAAAAUAUAAGAAAGUACAGUGGAAACUUGGUUUUGGAAGCCAAACAAUUCGGAACCCGAAUGCCGAAAACCCGGAAGUAAUUGCUUCCAUUUUCGAAUGCGCCUCAGAAGUCGAAUGGCUUCCGAAUGGCAUUUCUCCAUUUUUUCAAUUGAUUUUGCCAACUGCCCAUUGAUCCUUGGUUUUCGAAUGCUUCAGAAGUCGAACGGUCUUCUGGAACAGAUUAUGUUCAAAAACUGAGGUUCUACUGUUAACACAAUACUUCAGGCGCAUUAGGCAAGGCAGACCCAACACUUUAUUUCCUGACUGAAAGCCAGAAAUAAAAUUGGAAAUAAUUUAUGGAGAAUUUUCUAAAGGAAUCAAUAUAUAAACCAAAAGUGUGUUAAUUUAAUUAAUGUGGCCUAAUUUAAAUGCAAUAAAUGUUGAAGAAUGGGAUUCAGUAUUUGGGUGUGGUGAGAUAUACAGGCGCAUGUGAGGAGACUGGCUUACAUACUGGCUGCUUUGAACCAUGUGGCCCAUCUUUCACCACAAUACUGUUUUAUUUUUUACUUCAUGGGGCAAAACAGUGCAGGUAAGCUAGCCCCAGAGCUGGGCUCAUAGCGUGGGACCACACUGCCACCAGGUGGCUGGAUGGUAUAACUUGGCACACCCUGCUGCUUGCUGAACCUGCUCUUGUUUAAUGCGCUACUCUUUGGGUUGGGCAGAAGUUCAUCUGGGCUCAUAUGGAGAGGUCUGGUGCCCCAAUGCAGUUUGUCGCAGGCUCGCCACUUGUUGUGGUCUAGCUGGCAGUGCCCCUGUUGGUUUCUGCUCCGGGGUAGCUAUGCUGGAGGGGUGGUUAAACUUAAUGGUCCUCAAGCAUGUAAUGGAUGCUUUGUCUAUUUGGGGAGCGUUGGAGGGGUGGAAGUACUUAGCUUUUUGAAGCGUUCAUGGACACCUAGUUGUGUCUUCCAGUCAGGCAUCCUAAAGAGACGUGCCUGACCUGACCGUAGUGCAGGGAUGGGGAAGCUGUGGUUCAACUCCAGUUCCCAUGAGCCACAGCCACUGUGGCCAGUGCUCAGGGAUGAUGGGAACUGGAGUCAGUUACAUCUGGAGAACCACAGGUCCUCUGAAUGAAGAUUUACCUGGAAGGUAGAGGGAUGUGUGUAAAAGAGAGAGAGAGCGAGAGAGAGAGAAAGAAAAAGAAAGAAAGAAAGAAAGAAAGAAAGAAAGAAAGACAAAUUAUCCAAGUAAAUAUGGGAGUUGCUCUUAGCCAUGGGGAAAGUUUGCCUUAUGUGUGUAUGUGUUUCUGUGUGUGCCUCUUAAUUCAUUUGGAACUGCUGGGAGUUGUGAAAAACUAAAUUCUGAGCCUACAGUGACUCUACCUGCACCCUCUCCUUGCAGCUCGAGAUCCAGAACACCAGCAGCCUCUCUGCAGAUGGCGAGCUGAGUGCCACCUGGCCCAUUGGCAUCGCUCCCCCUUUCCAGCCCAAAACCCGCUUUGAGGUGCUUCGCUGGGAUUACUUCACGGAAGAAGCGGCUUUCUCUUGCAUGGAUGGAGCUCCCAAGUGUGAGCUGCGUGGCGCAGACACAGCCGACGUGGCCGACGUGGUGGCUGCAGCUGUGGAAGAGCUGAACCACCGGUACCAGCCGGUGCUGCACGUCCGGAAGCAGCAGCUGCUGAACGGCUACCGCCGCUUUGACCCGACCCGAGGCAUGGAGUACACCCUGGACCUGCAGCUGGAAGUGGUGACCCAGAAGGGGCACAGCCGGUCGCUGGCCAAGCGGGUGCACCUGCUGCGCCCUCUCAGCGAGGUGGAGAUCAUCCCAAUGCCCUACGUGACAGAGGCCAGCCGGGUCAACGUCAUCCUGCCCUUGACAGCCCCGGAGCGAGACUAUGCCGCGCGCUUCCUGGAGGUCUAUGCUGCGGCCGCCUUUGAGAAUGCAGAGAACGCCGUGCUGACCUUCCUCUUCAUCUACGACCCCUUUGAGGCUCAGCAAGUGGCCCAGAAUGACGUCUUCCGGGCGGUGAAGGCACGCAUUGCGGAGUACGAGCGGCGCUAUGCGCAGGUGAAGAUCCCCUGGAUCAGUGUCAAGACAGAUGCUCCCUCCCAGAUCAAGGUGAUGGACAUCAUUUCCAAGAAGCACCCCGUGGACACGCUCUUCUUCGUGGCUGGUGUGGGCACCGAGGUCACGGCCGAGUUCCUCAACCGCUGCCGCAUGAACACCAUCAACAGCUGGCAGGUCUUCUUCCCCAUCCACUUCCAGGGCUACAACCCCACCAUCGCCUUCCACAACCAGCCCCCGCCUCUGUCUGGCCUGGACCUGGUGCGAGAUGCCGGCCACUUUGACCGCGACGCCUUCAGCGAAGCCUGCUUCUACAACGCCGACUACAUGGCGGCACGCACGCGCAUGGCGGCCGAUGCCCAGGACAACGAGGACAUCCUGGAAACGCUGGACAUCUACGACCUGUUUGUCAAGUACUCCAACCUGCAUGUCUUCCGGGCGGUGGAGCCGGCCCUCCUCCAGCGCUACAGGCCGCACGGCUGCAACCCGCGCCUGAGCGAGGAGCAGUACCACCGCUGUGUGCAGAGCAGCCUGGAGGGCCUGGGCUCCCGGGCGCAGCUGGCCAUGGUGCUCUUUGAACAGGAGCAGGGCAACAGCACAUGAGCCCGGGGCCGGGGCCAGCCUGCCACCUCCCCUCUCCCCCUGCGCGUCUUCCCUGUAGCGGCAGAGGGCGGCGGCCCAGGAUGGCUCGGGCUGGGCCUCAAGGGAGCGGUUCUGCUUGGCUGUCCAGGUUGCCUUGUGGACCAAAAGCGGGCAUUGGCGGGUGGUCAGGAUCCAGUCCCACUUCUGCCUUGCUCUGUUCCCCUCAUGCAGGCCCAGGUCCUCCCCCCGGGCUGCAGGAUUAACAGCUGCAAGUGCCAGCCGAGCAAGGGCAGGCAGGGCCUGCUGUGGGACUUCUGCCACCUUGGCGGCACCAGGGCUUUUAGAAGAGGCUUCUGUGUGAGGGUGGGGUGGGCUGAAGCCAAGGAGGCUGGCAUGGGGUUUCUGGAUUCUGGGGCAAUAGAGGCAGGAAGGAAAGAAGCUGCCCCCUCAGGAGCACUGCUUGGUCCCCUUGCUGCAGUUUGGGUGUUAACUUAAUGGACACUCCAGGUGUAGGUGCAGGAUAAUCUUCUGUGGGUGGGAGGGGCAGAGGGAUUCUGGUUGGUUAUUUUUUCCUCUUUGUCCGGUGUUGCUCCUUUUGGAAACAGUGACUCGGGCUGCUUUAGCCUCAGAUUAGGAGUGGUAGGGGCAAGAGGGUGGCACAGACCUGGUGGGUGCUUUCAGUGGGAGAGUCAAGCAGCCCCCUGAUGCCAGGCUGGCUCUGGCAUGGUGGGGAUGAACAGUAUUUCUGGGGCUGCCAGCCCUCCUUCACCCGCUGGGCUGAAGGUACGUAGAUUUUGCCCAUCUUGCUGCCAUGUGUGGUUGACUCAGAACUGUUAAGCAGAGCGGGUUGCGUCAAUCAGCCUGGCGCUGGGUCCAGGGCAAGGCCCAGAAAGGGUGCAGUUGUGUUUGUGCACGCGUGAGGAGUUGGAGCUUGGCUCUCCAGUGGGUUUAUAUUUAACUUGGAUUUGGGGCGGGUUGGCGACUAAAAUGUUGUUUUGCAUUUUAAUAAACUGGAGCGAAGCAUAAAGUGUAAA